Messenger RNA from Pecten maximus, 465 nucleotides. RefSeq names its product sulfotransferase family cytosolic 1B member 1-like. The transcript has 4 exons. The record is from RefSeq and is a predicted model, not a curated record. Gene Ontology annotation, molecular function: sulfotransferase activity. Gene Ontology annotation, biological process: sulfation. Bases 1 to 465 code for a protein of 154 amino acids. Gene Ontology annotation, cellular component: cytoplasm. Lineage: Eukaryota; Metazoa; Mollusca; Bivalvia; Pectinida; Pectinidae.
AUGCAGGGAGUCGUAUACGACGGAUCAUGGGGAGCCUUCAUUGACAAAUACAUGCAGGGUACAGUGGCAUACAACUCCUGGUGUGAACAUGUCAGUGCCUGGUUAGAUUUCAAGAAGGAAAACCCCGACUACCCCAUACUGUUAAUAUCCUACGAAGAUAUGAAGAAGGAUCUGAGACGAAGUGUCCAGCUGAUUUCUGACCAUUUAGGGACUGGUCAUGACUCUGCUUUGUUGGACGCCAUUGCAACUAAAUGCGAGUUCAAAGAAAUGUUUAAGGAGAAGACUGAGAACAUGACGGAGUCGCACAAACAAAUGUCGCUAGACGGUAGCAACCCUUUCUACAGAAAAGGCGAUGUCGGUGACUGGAAGAAUUGGUUCACGGUUGCCCAGAACGAACAAUUUGAUAUGACGAUGAAGAAGGAGGUGGACAAAAUAGACCUCCCUGUUGAAUACACUUUGACGUGA